AGAAGAAGAAAAAGAAGAAGAAGAAGAAGAAGAAGAAGGGUUUAAAGAGGAGGAUAAUGAUGCUAGGCGUUGCCACUCUAGCUCUGGGUUCAUCAUCUACAAUGGCGUCGUCUCAGACCCAAGCUCAGUAUUCUGCUCUGGCAUUCCCAGGAAGCAGCAGAAGACAGAAACUCCUUAAUCGCACAGAAUCGUUACCUAUGGGACUCAAGUCUCGUUGUGCUCACAAUAAUUGGGGCUUAUCCUUCUCCUUCAAGGAUUCUAGACCUUCAGGACCUUUCACCCCAGCUGUUGCUGCUGUGGAUUCUGAUCAGCUCAGUUCUGAUCCUCCCAGCAAGAAUAAAGACAACAAGUAUUACUUUGUUGUUGCAAAUGCAAAGUUCAUGCUGGAUGAAGAGGAGCAUUUCCAAGAAGUCUUGUUUGAAAAACUUCGUAACUAUGCGGAGCGUAACAAAGAACAGGAUUUCUGGCUAGUGAUUGAGCCUAAGUUCUUGGAUCGGUUCCCUGAAAUUACCAAGAGAUUAAAGAGACCUGCUGUUGCUCUUGUGUCGACCAACGGUCCCUGGAUCACAUUCAUGAAGCUGAGACUGGAUCGAGUUCUAUCAGAAAGCUUUGAAGCUGAGAGUCUAGAAGAAGCACUAGCCUCCAAUCCUGUCAAUCUAGAGUUUGAGAAGCCAGAAAAAUGGGUGGCACCCUAUCCCAAGUACAAAUUUGGAUGGUGGGAACCAUUUUUGCCUCCUGGACAGAAGAAAGAGGUGCAGGCUUGAGAUAUUCUUCAAUUUGUUUUGCUAAUAGUCUUCAUUAGACUUCUCUCCUGAGGCUUUUUAAAUCGUUACUACCUGGUGGUUGAAGUUGGUGAAAUUUCCAUUCAGCUUUGUAAUUUUUUGUGAAUGCAAUAUGUUUCCCUGAAAUCAAGUUAUGCUUACAAUUAUAGGGUCUAGGAAUUGCAUCUGUAUCUCAUGUGAGGAAAGUAUAGAUAAUGCCAUGGAAUUAGUCUUUCUUUGUGUAGUUUAAGACUUGUAUGUGAAGUCCUGAAUAUUAAUUUCCUUCUACAAUAGUUUAGUAAAUAAUUUGACUUAAAAUCUCA
Molecule: messenger RNA, 1084 nt
Organism: Neltuma alba
Lineage: Eukaryota; Viridiplantae; Streptophyta; Magnoliopsida; Fabales; Fabaceae
Exons: 4
Coding region: 57-764 (235 amino acids)
Source: RefSeq, a predicted model, not a curated record